CAUCUCAGUACAAAUUAUGAAAUCAUAUUUAUGUCAAAGUUAAGAGGGAAAAAUAUAUAUGAAGAAAGAAAAAGGAAAGGAAAGGAAAGUUUCUUUAUUUAUUAUUUUGGGGGUAAGGGAUAUUAUUGGAACAAGAAACAGUGAAGAAGUGAGUCAGAUACGAAGAAGCAAAAGCAAAACAGAAGAAGCAAACACCACCACGCAUUCAGCUUCAGAAGAAAGUGAACCUAUUUGGUGUUUUCCUAACUGAAUCAAUCUUUAUUCUUUGGUUAUUCUUCGUCUUCUACAUGGGUCGCCUUCUUCUCUUUCUCAUUAUUCCCAGCCUUGUCGCAUUGUCUUUCCUCUCAGAGGUACAAUCAGCGUCGUUCAAGAUUGUGAACAAGUGCCGCCACACGAUAUGGCCGGGAUUACUCUCCGGUGCCACCUCGCCGCCGCUUCCCACCACCGGAUUCACCCUCGAGAGCGGCAAAUCGAGGACCAUAAAAAUUCCAAAGUCUUGGUCGGGUCGGAUAUGGGCACGGACACUCUGCGGUCAAGACUCUGACGGAAAGUUCUCCUGCGCCACCGCCGAUUGCGGCUCCGGGAAAGUAGAGUGCGUCGGCGGAGCCAAACCGCCGGCGACAUUGGCGGAGUUCACUCUCAACGGCGCCGACGGUUUGGACUUCUACGACGUGAGUUUGGUCGACGGUUACAACCUUCCGAUGCUGAUCGUCGCCAAGGACGGCAUCAGGGGAGGGUGCAGCGCCACCGGUUGCCUCGUCGACCUCAACGGCGGGUGUCCAGCGGAGCUGAGGGUGGCGCGAUCAAACGGCAGCCGCGGGAGCGUGGCGUGCCGGAGCGCGUGCGAGGCCUUCGGGGAUCCUCGUUUUUGCUGCAGUGAAGCGUACUCGACGCCUGACACGUGUGGCCCUUCUCCUUAUUCACUGUUCUUCAAGCACGCUUGUCCACGCGCGUAUAGCUACGCGUAUGAUGACAAGACCAGCACCUACACAUGUGCCAACGCUAACUAUUUGAUCAUUUUCUGCCCCUUCCCCUAUACCAGCCAAAAACUGUUGGGAGCACGAAAAGAUGGGGCACAGCUUCCUCUGGUAAAUAAAACUAUGAUGUACUUAUCAAGGCUACAAUCAGGUGGUUCCUCACCAUCAGGUCUGAUUCAAACGCAGAGUAUAAUAGCUUAUGUUGCCUCUGUUUUUUUGGUGCCUUUCUUCCUGUUCUGCCCUCUUUAGCAUCCUUUAUGAAAUACGUUUGCUUGGACACUUCAGGGUAGACAUUUACGCCAAAAAUAGCUGCUUCUCAAUAUAACCGUGUAAGCUCUUCAUGCUGUUUCCCUUUGAUCUUACUAUUUACAUUAACCUAUCAAAUCGAUGCUGUGCUGAUUCUACUCAUCAUGCAGGAGUUGAAAGAUAUCAUAUAGGAAACAACACUGUAAAUCCUUUUUCCUUUUUGUAUAUAUCGUCUCUUUUCUGUUUCCCACGUCAACACUGCAAUAGUUGAUCUCUGGCAUCCUUCAGUUCUUAUUUUAAUUAACAGAGAGGCGUUCCCAAUUUGCAAAUUAUUGUGUAGUCAAGAUUUUGCUAGUUAUGAGAGACAGAUUGUAAUGAGUACAAUAGUGUAUAAAUGAGAUAGGUUUAUGAAGUGAUGCUUCGUGCACAAUUUUUGGUUUUGAUGUGUUCAACUGUCUGCGUGGCACCAUACUAAAUUCAUCUCAUUUUAUAUGCUUAAAA
Molecule: messenger RNA, 1724 nt
Organism: Glycine soja
Lineage: Eukaryota; Viridiplantae; Streptophyta; Magnoliopsida; Fabales; Fabaceae
Product: thaumatin-like protein 1b
Exons: 3
Coding region: 288-1226 (312 amino acids)
Biological process (GO): defense response
Cellular component (GO): extracellular region
Source: RefSeq, a predicted model, not a curated record